Messenger RNA from Cinclus cinclus, 2511 nucleotides. RefSeq names its product regulatory factor X3 (gene RFX3). The record is from RefSeq and is a predicted model, not a curated record. NCBI's taxonomy places the organism in Eukaryota, Metazoa, Chordata, Aves, Passeriformes, Cinclidae. The coding region runs from base 108 to 2357 and encodes 749 amino acids. Gene Ontology annotation, biological process: regulation of transcription by RNA polymerase II. The transcript has 18 exons. Gene Ontology annotation, molecular function: RNA polymerase II cis-regulatory region sequence-specific DNA binding; DNA-binding transcription factor activity, RNA polymerase II-specific. Gene Ontology annotation, cellular component: nucleus.
CCGCCGCAGCCCGCCCCGGCACAGGCUUCCUUCCCUCUGAAAAUAUUCUAGAUUAAUUGGUUUGUUUACGUGCAGUCUUCAACAUCUUACCAUCUGCAGAGAUCACAAUGCAGACAUCAGAGACUGGGGCGGAUACAGGUUCGACUGUGACUUUACAGACAUCUGUGGCUGGCCAGGCAGCAGUGCCCACACAGGUAGUACAGCAAGUACCGGUUCAGCAACAGGUGCAGCAAGUACAGACUGUGCAACAGGUACAGCAUGUCUACCCAGCCCAGGUUCAGUAUGUGGAGGGAAGUGACACAGUCUACACUAAUGGAGCUAUCCGAUCAACAACUUAUCCUUACACAGAAACCCAGAUGUACAGUCAAAACACUGGGGGAAAUUAUUUUGAUACUCAAGGAAGUUCUGCACAGGUGACAACAGUGGUCUCGUCCCAUAGCAUGGUGGGCACUGGAGGGAUUCAGAUGGGCGUAACAGGAGGACAACUCAUUAGCAGCUCAGGAGGGACCUAUCUGAUUGGCAAUUCAAUGGAAAAUUCUGGUCAUACAGUGACUCACACAACGCGGGCCUCCCCAGCGACAAUUGAAAUGGCGAUUGAGACACUGCAAAAGUCUGAUGGUCUGUCCACUCACAGAAGCUCUCUUCUCAACAGCCAUCUUCAAUGGCUUUUAGACAACUAUGAAACUGCAGAAGGAGUGAGCCUUCCAAGAAGUACCCUUUACAACCAUUACUUACGACACUGUCAGGAGCACAAGUUGGAUCCAGUCAAUGCUGCCUCCUUUGGAAAACUCAUACGGUCAAUCUUCAUGGGACUACGGACCAGAAGACUUGGAACUAGGGGGAACUCCAAAUAUCAUUACUAUGGGAUUCGUGUCAAGCCAGACUCUCCUCUUAAUAGACUACAAGAGGACAUGCAAUAUAUGGCCAUGAGACAACAGCCCAUGCAGCAGAAACAGAGGUAUAAGCCUAUGCAGAAAGUGGAUGGAGUUGCAGAUGGCUUCACAGGAAGUAGUCAACAGACAGGCACAUCUGUUGAACAAACUGUAAUUGCCCAAAGUCAACAUCAUCAGCAGUUUCUAGAUGCAUCUCGAGUACUGCCAGAGUUUGGAGAAGUUGAAAUAUCUUCUCUGCCAGAUGGUACUACAUUUGAGGACAUCAAAUCUCUACAGAGCCUUUAUCGAGAGCACUGUGAGGCAAUACUGGAUGUGGUUGUUAAUCUUCAAUUCAGCCUGAUAGAAAAAUUGUGGCAAACUUUCUGGCGCUAUUCUCCUUCUGCUCCACCUGAUGGCACUCCUGUUAAUGAACCAAGCAAUCUGAGUGAAAUAGAAAGUCGACUUCCUAAAGCAAAGCUGAUUACUCUGUGCAAGAAUGAGUCUAUUCUGAAAUGGAUGUGUAACUGUGACCAUGUGAUGUACCAGGCUUUGGUGGAGAUUCUCAUUCCUGAUGUCCUUAGACCUAUUCCUAGUGCCUUGACCCAAGCCAUUCGCAAUUUUGCAAAAAGCCUUGAAGGUUGGCUUUCAAAUGCCAUGAACAAUAUUCCACAGAGGAUGAUACAAACCAAGGUUGCCGCUGUAAGUGCCUUUGCCCAGACUCUGCGAAGAUACACAUCUCUUAAUCACCUGGCUCAAGCAGCUCGUGCUGUGCUUCAAAAUACUUCUCAAAUCAACCAGAUGCUCAAUGAUCUCAACCGUGUUGAUUUUGCCAAUGUUCAGGAGCAGGCUUCCUGGGUGUGCCAGUGUGAUGACAACAUGGUUCAGAGACUUGAAACAGAUUUCAAGAUGACUCUUCAACAGCAGAGCACUCUGGAGCAGUGGGCUGCCUGGCUUGAUAAUGUAAUGAUGCAAGCACUGAAACCGUAUGAAGGAAGACCCAGCUUUCCUAAAGCAGCACGGCAAUUUCUGUUAAAAUGGUCUUUCUACAGCUCAAUGGUGAUUCGGGAUUUAACCUUGCGCAGUGCUGCUAGCUUUGGCUCUUUUCAUCUGAUCCGCUUGCUUUACGAUGAAUACAUGUUUUACUUAGUAGAACAUCGUGUUGCUCAGGCAACAGGAGAAACACCUAUUGCAGUUAUGGGAGAGUUUGGUGAUUUAAAUGCUGUGUCCCCUGGAAAUAUGGAUAAAGAUGAGGGCAGUGAAGUUGAAAGUGAAAUAGAUGAAGAGCUGGAUGAAAGUGGAGAGCCACAAGCUAAGAGGGAGAAAACUGAGCUGAACCAGGCAUUCCAGGUGGGCUGCAUGCAGCCAGUGCUUGAGAGUGGAGUACAACAGAACCUCCUGAACCCAAUUCAUAAUGAGCACAUUGUUGCAACUACUCAGACUAUCAGACAAUGCAGUGCUACUGGAAAUACAUAUACUGCAGUCUAGUGUGAAACUUCCUCUGGCCUCCAACACAUGCCCCAUUGCAUUUUAGCUGUUUAGGUUUACUAUAAAAAAGAAAAAAAAAAGAUUAUAAGUCUGAAGGUUGACUGUUGUCACAUGUAACUGUUCUGAUCAUUAUUUUGUUGGAGUUGUUAAAUGG